AGGCGAGGGAGCGAAGAAAGGAAGGCCGGGGAAAGGGAGGGGCGGGGCGUUCAGGCUCCGCCUCCCCCCGGUCACCUGGCUGCACCCCCGGCACUUGUGCGCGAGCUAGCGAGCGUGUAAGGCCAUGGAAGACGCGGGUGUUGGGCGCGCGCGUCGAGGCAGCCCGGCGCUCCUCGGGCGUGUGGCCGCCUUCCGGGGCCUCCCGGGGCCUCGCCUGACGCUGCUGCCGCCGCUGCCGCUGCUGCUGCUCUGCGGGCCGGUCCUGGGAGAACUGCGCGCCCCUCCGGAAAAGCUUGCUGUUAUUGGAGCUGGGAUUGGGGGCACUUCAGCAUCCUACUACCUGCGGCAGAAAUUUGGGAAAGACGUGAAGAUCCAUGUAUUUGAGAGAGGAAAGGUUGGAGGCCGCCUAGCUACUGUCAAUGUUGAAGGGCAAGACUACGAGGCUGGGGGUUCUGUCAUCCAUCCCCUCAAUCUGCACAUGAAACGCUUUGUCAAGGAACUGGAUCUCUCCACUGUUCAGAGUGUUGAUGGCCUCAUGGGUAUUUAUAAUGGAGAGGAUCUUGUAUUUGAAGAGAGCAGUUGGUUCAUCAUUAACAUGAUUAAGCUUGUCUGGCAUUAUGGAUUUCAGUUUCUCCGGAUGCAUAUGUGGAUAGAAGAUAUCUUAGACAAAUUUAUGAGGAUUUACCGCUAUCAGUCCCAUGACUACUCUUUUAGUAGUGUGGAAGGCUUGCUACAUGCCCUAGGAGGGGACGAAUUCACUGGAAUGCUCAACCGGACCAUUCUCCAGUCCCUUCAGAAAGCAGGUUUCUCAGAGAAAUUCCUCAAUGAAAUUGUUACUCCCGCCAUGAGGGUCAAUUAUGGCCAGAGCACAAGCAUCAAUGGCUUUGUAGGUGCAGUGUCCUUGUCAGGUACAGAUUCUGGACUGUGGUCUGUGGAAGGUGGAAAUAAACGUGUUUGUGAAGAGCUCCUUCAGUUUUCCAAAGCUUUGCUUAUCUCUGGCUCAGUCAUGCACAUAGAGGAGAAAGCAAGGAUGACACAGACAGGAGGACCAAAAAAGGCAUAUGAAGUCACCUAUAAAACAGAUUCAGGGAUAAAUAAAGAUCUCUACGACAUUGUCUUGGUGGCUACUCCAUUGAACCGCAAAAUGUCCAAUAUCACUUUUCUCAACUUUGAUCCACCCAUCCCAGAAUUUCAUCAAUACUACCAUCACUUGGUGACCACUUUUGUUCAUGGGAGACUAAAUGCAUCUUUCUUUGGCUUAAUGGCAACUGAUAGCUUGCAUCUUACUGACAUUUUAACCACCGAUAACCCAAAUCUGUUUAUUAAUAGCAUCUCACAAGUGUCCCCUGUAAAAAGAGAGGCUGAUCUUCAGUCUAAGCCAGCAACUGGUUCAGCUGUUUGGAAAAUCUUUUCCUCAGAAUUUCUUACUAAGGAGCAGCUUAAUUUGCUAUUUGCAUCUCAUGAUUCUGUUCAGGAGAAGGAAUGGCUUGCAUACCCUCACUAUAAGCCUCCAGAGAAGUGCCCUCCCAUCAUACUCCAUGAUCGCAUAUACUAUCUCAAUGGCAUAGAGUGGGCAGCAAGUGCAAUGGAAAUGAGUGCCAUUGCAGCCCAUAAUGCAGCGCUCCUUGCCUACCACCGUUGGUAUGGGAACACAGAGAUGAUUGACCAAGAAGGAUUGUAUGAGAAACUCAAAACAGAGCUUUGAAGUGUCACCAACAUCCUUUUUUUCAUCCUUCCUCCCAUGCUCCCAAAUGAAAUCCCAAGAUGACAAGACAGGGUUGAGUCCCUCCGAGCCAGGGAUGAUGGCAUUGGAUUAGAUAUAGUUGAUUUGUUAUUAUCCUUACUUGAACGAAAGUAAAUCAGUGGUGGGUUUGAAGGAGGUAGAGGGUUCAGUCAAGGAUGAACACAUAAUCAUUGCCUGUAAUUCUGUCUUUAAAAUUGCUGUGUGAAUCUUUGAGGACCUUUUUCAGUUAAGGCUGAAACUAGGUGCAAAAGUAAGGAAUUUGAUAUACCAGUUGUGUUUAUCAAUUAAUUUGGAAACUUUCCCAACUUUGGAAUAGUCUUCAUUGCUUUGUGGAAAUUGUGGAGAGAGCACUGGAGUUGGAGGUAAGAGUUACUAGUUUGUGUGACCUUGGGCACGAGGCUCUUUUUUGAGCCUUAUUUUUCCUCAUCUGGGAAAUGAAAGGACUGGGAAAAUAAUCUCUAAAGUCCUUUCCUUCCUAGCUCUGAGACAUAAUUUAGUACCUGAAGGCUCUCAGUAAUGGGAUAAACUCAUUUUCUUUUUCAAUACUAUAUACCUUCUCCCUCUUCAUUGUAACUGUGCCAUUGCCAAACAUUUCUUUUCCUCUUUGAAAGCCAAAUUCUCAAUUCUGUUGCUCUAUUUGUGGUUUUCUUUUCUUUUUCUUUUUUAAAGGAUAAGGCUCAGGUACUUAUUAAUAAUAUAGCCUCAAAGAUAUUAAGACAGAAGUCAAUAGAAUUCAGUUUUGAAGGAAAACCAACAUUGAGAAAGUAUUAUUUGUCAUUUGAUCUGUACUCAGGUCCACUUCUAAAGUUUGACUUAACCACUAUUUCUCUUUAGUGUUAUUAUUCAGUAUAGUGAGUAUAUUUCACAAGUCCAUUUUAAGAAUGAGAAAAGUGUAUGCUUUUAAAACUGUUCUUGCCUUUGUAUUUUUUUAACUAGGUAGCUAUAUACGGAAUUUUUAAAAGUUCUACCCCACUGAAUACUAUUGAAAAAUCUCAUUCCUACAUCUAAAACAUUAGAACCAACUUUCUAUUUGAAGGAUUUGAGUUAAGGCUGGAAGUAGCCUAACCACAUCUGAAUCAGACCAAAUUGAAGCAUGUUGUAGAAGACAGAAUAUUGGACUUGGCAUAAGACCAGGAUUUGAAUCCUGCCUCAGAUAAUUACUGAGUGUGUCAACCCUUAGGAACCUAUGUAACCUUUCUGGGCUUGAGUUUAUUUAUAAAGAUGGUGGAGUUGGCCUCCACACCUUAAGAUACUCUUCAGCUUUUAAUCCCCAUCAAGUGUAUUUUUUUAUAGCUUUGGGGUAACCCAGAGGGGUUGCUACAGCCUUCAAAUCUCUGACUACAGUGGGCAAAACAGAUCAAAAUUAGCCAGUGGAUGAUAAUAUCCAUAGUAGGCUAGUAUGUACUUGGAGAAAAAUAGAUGGCAAAUAGCUUGCCCUAUGUCUAUAUAAGAUCUUGUUAUAAUGGAAGUCCAAAAAUAGUAAAGAAAAACAAAUUACAAAAUACACAUUGAGAUUCAUGCGAAAAAGAUAUUCCAUACUAAGUUUUUCCAGAAUUCCUUUAACCCAUUAGGGAUUUGAGAAGGAGAAAGAACAUUGGGAUAAUUGAUAUAAUUUAGUUUGAGAGAAUUGCCACUUAGAAGAAUGGAAAAUUCAAAUAGAGCCAAUUCCCAAUUUGCCUACUGUCAGAGAAGAUCAGGUACUUAAUUAGAAUUAGUUAUAUGAAUGAUAACUAGCAAAACCUUAGGUUAUAUACAAAAAGCAGAUUUGAAUUACUGCUUUAUUACAUUAGGGAAUUUUUAUCAACAAAGCACUUGAGGAGAGCUCUCCAAAGAGUUGUGGAAAUCAAUCCUACCACAGAAGUCAAAUUAGCUUAAUUAAUUUUGCCUUUCACAACUAUGUAUACUGAGCUGUAAUUAGUCGGUCAUUAUUUAAAAUUGUAUGUAAAGCUAUAUAGAUGGUUGACAUUCUUUAGUGGCAGAUAUUGAACUUAUACCUAAUGUGGUUGUUAAAGGGUGCUAUAUCCUUUUAUCAUUCAUAGACUAAUUAUUAAAAUCAAGAAAUGGUUUAAAAACUAUUUUUUCUCCUUUUAUAGAUUCUUCCAGAUGAUGGCUAUAGAGCAUAACAUCCCAUGUAUAUAUGCUAAAGGUUGACUGAUGAGUAAUAUAACAAGAUUUGAGUAAAAAAAAAAAAAAAAUCAUGUUUGUCAUUAACACUGCUUUUAGCUAUUUUUUUCUUUGAAAAAACAUACCAAUUGUAUAUUUAUUAAAGUACAAGUAGUUUUUGCUGUCACUGUUAAUAAAGUUAGGACAGAGAUGCAAGUUAUCAGUAGAAACCUUGCUCUUGAUGCAGUGGAUCUUCAGUAUGUGUUUCUAGAGGGUUAUUUUGUGAAAAGUGUCACCAAUGUUCAGAGGGCUUGUAGCAAAACAGAACUAUUCUUGGUUAAAAGAUUUGUGGACUGAUUCUUUUUCAUGGUGAGUCUCCUUCUGGAUAAGUUGGGGUGGAGGUAAGGGGUGGAUAAUUUAUCUUGUGUCCUGUCCCCAGAACAAGUUUUAUCCUAUUUGAUUGUUCUGCUUCUUAUUACACUGUUUAAAAAAUAGGCCUAGGCCAUGUCACUUUAAUUCUAACUCAGGGGCCUAAAUAUUAGAACCUAUAUAUGAAUCCUAGUCUGAGCUUUUAGAGGAAGAAAUACUAUACCCUGCUCUUCUCCUUUUCCCUUCCCCAAUAGUCCACCCAAACCCCCCUAACCCUACAAAUGAUUUCCUGUGGAGUUUUUAUCUAAUUAAAGCCUGGUUAAGGAUUUGUCUUCAUUACCUCCCCCCCCCCCCUUUUUUUUCUUGCUCACAGUGAACUGAAAAUAAACAAAUAUGCCAUUCUGUCCAGUGUCUUUAUUUUACCUGUAGAAAUGUAAAUAGAAUACAAAAGCCAAAAUGGCUGUAGUAUUUAUGCUCCAGUUUCCUGGGUUUCAGUUUAACAGUUUUGAAAUUUAAAGGAACUCUCUGAUUAUCCUUAACUUGUAGCAUCAAACAAAACUGAAGAAUUAAAGAAAAGGCAUCAUUACCAUGUGGUUUUUCUUUUAGAAGUACCCAUGAGAAAGAAGAUAAUCUAAA
Messenger RNA from Sarcophilus harrisii (Tasmanian devil), 4852 nucleotides. It is a transcript of the gene PCYOX1, whose product is annotated as prenylcysteine oxidase 1. The transcript is spliced from 6 exons. Gene Ontology annotation, biological process: prenylated protein catabolic process; prenylcysteine catabolic process. NCBI's taxonomy places the organism in Eukaryota, Metazoa, Chordata, Mammalia, Dasyuromorphia, Dasyuridae. Gene Ontology annotation, molecular function: prenylcysteine oxidase activity. The record is from RefSeq and is a predicted model, not a curated record. The coding region runs from base 125 to 1705 and encodes 526 amino acids.